Messenger RNA from Propithecus coquereli (Coquerel's sifaka), 2370 nucleotides. It is a transcript of the gene MGAT5, whose product is annotated as mannosyl (alpha-1,6-)-glycoprotein beta-1,6-N-acetyl-glucosaminyltransferase. The transcript has 16 exons. Bases 145 to 2370 code for a protein of 741 amino acids. Gene Ontology annotation, cellular component: Golgi apparatus. NCBI's taxonomy places the organism in Eukaryota, Metazoa, Chordata, Mammalia, Primates, Indriidae. Gene Ontology annotation, molecular function: alpha-1,6-mannosylglycoprotein 6-beta-N-acetylglucosaminyltransferase activity. Gene Ontology annotation, biological process: protein N-linked glycosylation. The record is from RefSeq and is a predicted model, not a curated record.
AGCAGGAUGGAAGUGAGGAGAGGAAACUGGCUGACACAGGAGCCGGAGUGAGGCCCGCGGACGCGCGCACGCAGCCUGCACCAUGAGGUCGUGUCUACCUUCUACGCGAUAGGAGCCCGGGGCAGGUGAAGUUGCCGGAGAGCGAUGGCUCUGUUUACUCCAUGGAAGUUGUCCUCUCAGAAGCUGGGCUUUUUCCUGGUGACUUUCGGCUUCAUUUGGGGUAUGAUGCUCCUGCAUUUUACCAUCCAGCAGCGAACUCAGCCUGAAAGCAGCUCCAUGCUGCGCGAGCAGAUCCUGGACCUCAGCAAAAGGUACAUCAAGGCUCUGGCGGAAGAAAACAGGAACGUGGUGGACGGACCAUACGCCGGCGUCAUGACAGCUUACGAUCUGAAGAAAACCCUUGCUGUGUUACUGGAUAACAUUUUGCAGCGCAUUGGCAAGUUAGAGUCGAAGGUGGACAAUCUCGUUGUCAAUGGCACAGGGACAAACUCGACCAACUCCACCACGGCUGUUCCGAGCUUGGUAGCACUUGAGAAGAUUAAUGUAGCAGAUAUCAUUAACGGAGCUCAAGAAAAAUGUGUAUUGCCUCCUAUGGAUGGCUACCCCCACUGCGAGGGGAAAAUCAAGUGGAUGAAAGACAUGUGGCGUUCAGAUCCCUGCUACGCAGACUACGGAGUGGAUGGGUCCACCUGCUCUUUUUUUAUUUACCUCAGUGAGGUUGAAAAUUGGUGUCCUCAUUUACCUUGGAGAGCAAAAAAUCCCUACGAAGAAGCUGAUCAUAACUCAUUGGCGGAAAUCCGUACGGAUUUUAAUAUUCUCUACAGUAUGAUGAAAAAGCAUGAAGAAUUCCGGUGGAUGAGGCUACGGAUCCGGCGAAUGGCUGACGCGUGGAUCCAGGCAAUCAAGUCCCUGGCAGAGAAGCAGAAUCUUGAAAAGAGAAAGCGAAAGAAAGUCCUCGUUCACCUGGGACUCCUGACCAAGGAAUCUGGAUUCAAGAUUGCAGAGACAGCUUUCAGUGGUGGUCCUCUUGGUGAAUUAGUUCAGUGGAGUGAUUUAAUUACAUCUCUGUACUUACUGGGCCAUGACAUUAGGAUUUCAGCUUCACUGGCUGAGCUCAAGGAAAUCAUGAAGAAGGUUGUAGGAAACCGAUCUGGCUGCCCAACUGUAGGAGACAGAAUCGUUGAGCUCAUUUAUAUUGAUAUCGUAGGACUCGCUCAGUUCAAGAAAACUCUUGGACCAUCGUGGGUUCAUUACCAGUGCAUGCUCCGAGUCCUCGAUUCAUUCGGCACAGAACCAGAGUUUAAUCAUGCUAAUUAUGCCCAGUCUAAAGGCCACAAGACCCCAUGGGGAAAAUGGAAUCUGAACCCUCAGCAGUUUUAUACCAUGUUCCCGCACACCCCAGACAACAGCUUCCUGGGGUUUGUGGUCGAGCAGCACCUGAACUCGAGCGACAUCCGCCACAUCAAUGAAAUCAAAAGGCAGAACCAGUCCCUGGUGUAUGGCAAAGUGGAUAGCUUCUGGAAGAAUAAGAAGAUCUACUUGGACAUUAUUCACACGUACAUGGAAGUGCAUGCGACUGUUUACGGCUCCAGCACGAAGAAUAUUCCCAGUUAUGUAAAAAACCACGGUAUCCUCAGUGGACGGGACCUGCAGUUUCUUCUCCGAGAAACCAAGUUGUUUGUUGGACUCGGGUUCCCUUACGAGGGCCCAGCUCCCCUGGAGGCUAUUGCAAAUGGCUGCGCUUUUCUGAAUCCCAAGUUCAACCCACCCAAAAGCAGCAAAAACACAGACUUUUUCAUCGGCAAGCCAACUCUGAGAGAGCUGACAUCCCAGCAUCCUUACGCUGAGGUUUUCAUCGGCCGGCCACACGUUUGGACUGUUGACCUCAACAAUCAAGAGGAAGUAGAGGAUGCAGUGAAAGCAAUUUUAAAUCAGAAGAUUGAGCCAUACAUGCCAUAUGAAUUUACAUGUGAGGGGAUGCUACAGAGAAUCAAUGCUUUUAUCGAAAAGCAGGACUUCUGCCAUGGGCAAGUGAUGUGGCCGCCCCUCAGCGCCCUGCAGGUGAAGCUUGCUGAGCCCGGGCAGUCCUGCAAGCAGGUGUGCCAGGAGAGCCAGCUCAUCUGUGAGCCUUCUUUCUUCCAGCACCUCAACAAGGACAAGGACAUGCUGAAGUAUGAGGUGAUCUGCCAAAGCUCAGAGCUGGCCAAGGACAUCCUGGUGCCCUCCUUCGACCCCAAGAACAAGCACUGUGUGUUUCAAGGCGACCUCCUGCUCUUCAGCUGUGCGGGUGCCCACCCCAGGCACCGGAGGAUCUGCCCCUGCAGGGACUUCAUCAAAGGCCAGGUGGCUCUCUGUAAAGACUGCCUAUAG